AAACACAAGAUGCACACACGCCGACACAGGCUCACACACAAAGGACAUGCACAAACAGAGACACGCACAGACCAGCUAUGCAUAAAUGAAUCCGACUAUACUGAAAACCUCAGCACUUAAGGAGGGGAGCAGCUGACAAAGAACCAUGCCCCCUGUACCUCUAGAAGAACGUUCGGCUCCAUUGCCUCGUCCCCGAUCCCUUCCUCUACGCACUACAGUAUAUCCCUGUCUAGCACCCGAGGUCAGAGGUCUACAACCAGGCCACCGUGCACCCUCUCAUGCUGACCUCACUCUGCCUGGUCCUCUACCCCUUCUUCAACCAGCACGUUGGCCUAGGGAACCAUGUUCCCGUCGAAGGGGCUCUCCCCCAUCUCCCUCACCAAAAUCUUCUUCAUGCUUCCGAUGGGCUCUUCACCCACUAAAAUGUGGUUGUCGUGGUUGCUGGCGUCUUCUGCGUCCUCCGCGGAAAUCUGUGGGUUCAUCUUGCAGCUGCGAUCCAAUUGUGACUUUUGACCCGCAGUAUUUUGGAAGUUCAAAAGUCAGCUAUGAUGAAGAUGAUGAUUACAGUGUACGGGCUAUUUGGCCUGAUGAACUGGCACGCAAGAUGAUGUCACGGACAAGAGGUGGGAUGCUUGGGGGAGCACCACUGCUAUUAGACUGCAGGGGACUAAUGGGAAUAGGGGUAGACGAGCCAUUGCCACCACCACCACCUCCUCCACCAGCAUCUCCUCCACCCUUGUCUCCAGCUAGGACUUCGGAUCGUCGACUACAAAGUUUGUACCUUCUGCUAGAGCCCUUGAGUGAAAAAGAAAACACGGGAGAAGGGAGAGAAUUGAUUGAACCCAUCGUUGAUGAGUGUGUUAUGCAAACGGAGGUGACGCCGGCGCCACCACUCUCUCCCGACAUUGAGAAAACUGAGUUGAGCCUCAUCUUGCCUUUCCUUUUUCUGGGCAAUGAAAAGGACGCCCAGGACCUAGGGCGCAUGGUCACCCUCAAUAUUGGGCAUGUCUUGAACGUCACUACUCACCUACCCUUGUACCAUGUGGAGUCAGGGGCUCUUCGAUAUAAAAGACUCCCAGCCACCGAUAAUAGCAAGCAAGAUCUCCGGCAAUACUUUGAGGAAGCCUUUGAAUUCAUUGAAGAGGCUCAGCAGGAAGGAAAGGGAGUGCUAAUUCACUGUCAGGCUGGGGUGUCCCGAUCAGCAACCGUGGUUAUUGCAUACCUGAUGAAGCACACCCUGAUGACAGUAGGAGACGCUUAUAAGUUUGUGAAAGGGAAACGUCCUAUCAUUUCUCCCAAUCUGAACUUCAUGGGGCAGCUUCUAGAGUUUGAGUCCGAUCUGAACGCUGGGAUCACCCCAAGGAUCCUCAUCCCCAGACUGAGAGGUGUGGAGACAGAUGUAUAAGAUUUGGGUUGGGGAGUGAGGAAAAGUGGGGAAAGCGCAAAUAUACAUGACUUGUAAUAAACCAAUUGGAAAAGGGAUUUGCAGAGAUUGAAAAGAAUAGGAUGAUCUGAAGGGAAAUUCAGCAAUUUAUAAACCUAACGAGACAAAAAAUAUUAUAUUUUCAAUAAUCUGCAAUGCCAAAACCCCAAAUCCCACACUUUCCAAUAUCAGCAUCUUCUACAUCCUACAGGACACAUACACUUAAACCAAAUCGGACGUCUAAUUCUACAUUUCACACAACUUGCAUCCUCAGAACCCUGAGGAUAUGCCAUAUGUCACAAAAGGAUACAGAACCAUAUAUAGUCUAUAUAUAACUAUAGACCAAACAUGAACUACAGCUGAAUGUCCCCUUUGAAGCUUUCUCUCCUGGAGCUCCUGAUUCAACAUAAUGGACAGUUUUACAAAUAAGGAUCCAUAUUAACACAAAGAUGAAUCAGAUUUUUUUUUUUUUUACCUCCAUGAACAAUGGAACCUCUUAACUUACACAAUUGAAAGUUCAUGAGCUGUAAGAUAGCCAGAACCCAAACUGCGCAAUAGGGGUAACCAGACUUUAUCAUUCAUUAUUGUGUGCAACUGCUCAAAACAUAAGCUAGGAACAUGUUUUUUGGUUGUUUGGUUGUUUGUUAGUUUUGUUGUUGUUUUUUUUUUUCAAUUGUGGGUAGGUGUAGUCCAAAAAAAGUAAGACUUUUUUUUCCCCCUCACUGCCUUACAUGUGUUGCAGCAUCCUGCAACAAUAUGGAUAUAUACAGUUUUACUCUAAACUAACAUAUUUCUCAAGAGGUGGAACAGCUUCACAUACAACAACCCUAAAUCUAUUCCAAAAAAAAAUAUUCUAAAAAACAACUGCCCUUGAUUCCUGAAGAUGAGCAGUAGCAUUGGAAAAAUGACCAUUUCUGUGAUAAUUCACACAGUACAAAGCUUAAUACAUACAUGACUUUCACAUGUGUCACAGGACUAGACUGCACAUUCAUAAAUUCUAUGGUAGUACAGCUUUAGAUCCUACAACCCUUUAAAAGCCCCAGUCUGAAAAUUAACAAAAAGCUGUAUUCAUAGACCUCACAAAGUCCCAUAUUUGUCAGACAACAAAACCUGCUUCGAAACCCCCCAAAAACUACAAUCCUCAUGUUGUUGAUAGCCCCCAGACUAGGGCCAUACACAAACUGCAGACUACAGCUAUACAUUCACUUGUCCUAUGUGAUUUGUAGCCCUCUAACACAACAAAAACUGCCUCUUAAUAGUCCACGUUUCCAGGCUACAGUUUGCAAGAGUCAAAUAAGUCACGGCUUUCAAUGAUACAAAGCCUGCCUCCUAUACACCAUAGGAGAUGCAUGUGCAGACUUCAGUUAUACAAACAUAGUUCACAAUACUGCAUUCACAUAACCACACUGCACAAUACAACACAAUGCUUAGACCUUACGUCUAGAAACCCGUCAUUCUCAGACAGCACAGCCUCUGACUGCACAAUAUGUAUGCUUCUAAAGCUUCAGUCCCUGCAAGCAUUUACAGAUGACAAUCUGCAUGCCAGUGUCCCUUACAAGACGCCUCUAAUUUUUGACUAACUAUAACACACUCUAAUAAAUGGUUAGGUGUGAUUUAAAAAAAAUAUAUAUAUAAUUAUAUUUGCAUUCAAAAAAUGCUGUGCAGGCUCUGUCUAGCAAUACAUACACUUUGCAAUUUCAGAUUCACCAAAGGGUUAUUAUAGUGCAGGACAGUGUUUGUUUGUUUUUAACCCUUUAAGGACCGAUAUUUCCAUACACUGCUAACAAUCUAAUCUUUUAAAAUCAUAUUUCAAUAUUGUAUGCCUAAGUCAUUUAAUGGAAGCAGAGCUUUAUAUAGUUGCCAGUGCUUAGUAAGUAGGAAAUCUCACGCAAGCAAAAGUCUCGGUGCAGGAGAUUUUAUGACGGCAAAGGACGUAAUUGGUUCUUAAGGGGUUAAACCUACUAAUUUUGAAGUCAGAGAGAAAAGGAAGACAAAACAGGUAUACAGCUGUGGAUGCAUAAAACAAUCACUAUAAAUUUAUGUCAGUGCAGAUGCAUUUGCAUUUCAACAGGAUUUUUCCUUUUGAAAGGCAAAAUAAAUAACCUGAUCUACAUAUGUACACAAACUCUUAAUAUGCACACAUGCAUAUAUUCUCCUACUUUCACAUGCUGUUGUGUUAUAUCAAGUGUACUUGCAGACAUUGCAAAAAAAAAAAAAAACUACAACGUGUUAUCAUAGAGUUGCACUAAAUUUUACUAUGGAUUACAGUGCAUCUCUAUGGUUUAUUUAGGUUUUUUUUUCCCUUCAAUGACAGCAACACCUCCAGCACACCGUGAUGCAGGAAAUAGAAGCAUGACAUGAAAAAUUUAACAAUGAGAAAAAACAAUGCUCCAAUCCCAAUUUUAAUGCACCGUGAGACAGUGCAACGUAGGUGAAAUUUACUCAUUUGAAAACCCUGUUCAGUUCAAAUGUACUUUAAUCCCCAAAUAUUGUGGUAAUCAGAUUACAAUUCCUGUCCAAAAGUCUAACAACAUUUUAAUUUACAAAUGGUACGCCUUCUUUAUAGAAGAGAUAUGUUUAUACAUACAUAUCUAUGUAUGUGUGUGUGUAUAUGUGUAUGUGUACAUUUUUUUCUUAUCUACACAUUUUUAUGUACGCCAGAAUUUUUAUCUACUCAUACACGUACGGCAAAUCAGAAAAUAAUUAGACCCGCAAGCAUGAUUAGAAUCCCUGGUUACAAAUAUUCACCAAUAUGAAGAGAUUAGAGAACAUUAAGCUUGGGAAGAACAGGGUAAUCCUUCUUUAAAUGACGGACUUAGACUUGGUUGCACAGCAGAGAACUGGAACACACGUCGGAAAGGAGAGAGAAUGAAUGAAGCUAGGAUUUUUUUUUACAAAACAAAUGGACAAUAUUUUUUUAAUAAAAUAUUUUGCAACACAAAUCAUUAUGUGCAAUAAGGAUGUAAUACUAAUGUGCUUUUAUAUUAUACUGGGGAAACGUGGGAAAUUGAACGGAUAUGUAGCACCCUGUAUCCUCCUGCCCACUGGAGGGGUAUUCUCUUUUCAUCCCAGAACUGUGUCUUAAAUCUCUUCCAUGAGGGAGACUGAAUUACCUCGGGCAUUAAAUUCCCUUAUUACACUGUGAAACUGGACAGACUUUGAAAUACCCAAACUGAGGGUUAUACAAGGUGCCCCUUACAUCAUUGAACCCUGUGUUUGUUCCUUUAAUUUUUUUCUGGGGAACAUAUAGUAUUUAUUUAUUGGUGAACCUAAGCUAUUUAUUGAAAUAAAAUUGUUUUUUGA
Messenger RNA from Pelobates fuscus (common spadefoot toad), 4726 nucleotides. RefSeq lists its product as uncharacterized. Bases 146 to 1405 code for a protein of 419 amino acids. Gene Ontology annotation, molecular function: protein tyrosine/threonine phosphatase activity; MAP kinase tyrosine/serine/threonine phosphatase activity; MAP kinase tyrosine phosphatase activity. The transcript is spliced from 4 exons. Gene Ontology annotation, cellular component: cytoplasm. Gene Ontology annotation, biological process: protein dephosphorylation; negative regulation of JUN kinase activity. NCBI's taxonomy places the organism in Eukaryota, Metazoa, Chordata, Amphibia, Anura, Pelobatidae. The record is from RefSeq and is a predicted model, not a curated record.